CUUCAAGGCGUCCAAAACCGUUUGGAGGGGCUUCCUGCACCUCAGAUUGCUGGAUCCUCAUCGCUGAAGCGAAAGCGUGGCGCGGCAGAGCACUCUGGCCAGCGUGAUCGCGACCAGCUGUGUAAGUCCCCGUUAGCCCGAACAGCACCGACAAAGGGCGUUGAUCGCGCUCGAGCGGAGGAAAGUGGCCAGGUCGGUUCAAUGAAGAGCAGUUCGGUCAUACGCGAGGACUCUGAGAAAGAUGAUAUUCGACCCAAAGAGUGUGGGCAUCAAGCAGGCUCGCCACAGCCGUGGUAUCAGAAGCAACAUUGCCAUGGUUGCCUUCGUACGAUGUGAGUCUGUACGCGAUAGAAUGCACCUAGGUCGUCUCACUCAUCUUGAUAGAUCGUCAACCAGCCGCAAGCUCCAAAUGAUCACCAGUUCAAGGAACACUCUCGUGUUCAAGCCACAGACACCUGAGGCGUCGUGCGCACAAGCACCUGUGGUGGACGAGCAUAUGCUCUUCACUUGCGGUGUGGAAUUCAAGGACCUGCGCCAUCGUCUGGAGACGGCUAGUGAGGAGAACGGCUUCAGAGGCAUUGAGCUGGCUUCGUGCACUUUUUCCGCUGCGGAUCGCGGGUUCUUGUCGAACAAGUCUGGCGAUUGGCGUUACCCAGGUGCCAAGAUACGUGGACCGAAAGACAACUUGCCUCCACUGACCUUCACAUCGAGUGGCCCGUUAUCCAUGCAACUUUGCGAGACCAAUGUCAAGGGUCCCGACGGCAAGACGAGGACGUGGAUGUGGCUUCGUAUUCGCAAACCCAUGGUACACCAUGAGGGACCCGGCAUGCCGGAUGGAAUGAGCGAUAUACCCGACUCUGAGUUCAUCAUGGCAGUGCCUUCACUCCAAGUGGCUCUGCUCGGCGAUGAAUAUAUCACCUGUGUCGAGCAUCUGCCCACUCCGCCUGAACGAAAGGCAUUCGUCUUCCGACGGCCAGCGAAUGCGGCCUAUGGGACCCCAUCGCCGACACCUGUGAGCCCGAGCUCGCAACGCAGCCUGACUUUCCAGCUCAGUAAGGACGGCAUUCCAUCGUUUGGGUUCUCGGAUAAGCCCCCAAUCGCCAGCUACGUUGCAGGCCACAAUUUCCUGCACAUCAACGAUGUCGGCCGGCAUUGCGCUGAUCCUGCGAGCAUCCGGCAAUGGUGGGAUGCUUUUGAUAGACAGGCGUGGAUGCAGCAAUGGCAUUUCCAGGAGGUGGCGCAAGCCAUGUCCAAAUAUGAGUGCAUUCUGAAGGUCGAGGCGCUCAAAGGUGCUGACUGGGUCACAAUGCCGCCCAAGGCAUCUGUUUGACACGGACCAAAAGGGGCUCAUCGCCGCCCAGGGCUCGUUCAUGACGGUUGAUAUUGAGGCUUUCGCACAUUGAAAUGGGCAUUCGAAGCGUUUUAUUCUGGGCACUGAUGACUGGAUUGAAGGUUAACGAUUCAACGACUUUACGAUAUAAACAAGAAGGAAUUGGAGCGACGACACGAGCGCGUGGGUUUUGUUUUGGGAUUCAGUGAUUGAUCAAAGACACAAUUGGGUUCCAGCGUUUGCUUCUUUAUCAAACAUACUUAGCGAAGAUCUAGACUAGAGUUAUCCUUAUACCUUGAUUGGGCUGAUUGCCCCCUUUGCGACUCUGCCCCUGAAUUGACGUGGAUCUCGGGUCGUCCAGGCGAUGAACAGACACGGCGCGGAUUAACUCGGCCUCCGGCAGAAUACCGGUCCCCGCGAAAAAGCUGCCCCGGCGGGCGGUAACUUU
Emericellopsis atlantica is the source of this 1778-nucleotide messenger RNA. RefSeq lists its product as uncharacterized. The record is from RefSeq and is a predicted model, not a curated record. The transcript has a single exon. The coding region runs from base 242 to 1330 and encodes 362 amino acids. NCBI's taxonomy places the organism in Eukaryota, Fungi, Ascomycota, Sordariomycetes, Hypocreales, Bionectriaceae.